Messenger RNA from Racocetra persica, 155 nucleotides. Lineage: Eukaryota; Fungi; Glomeromycota; Glomeromycetes; Diversisporales; Gigasporaceae. The record is from the annotation of a GenBank genome assembly.
CAACUUCCGGGGCUAUAGCAGCAGCAAUAUCUACUCAUGGAUCCAUCGGAACUCCUGCUGCUCUGGCUUUUGCUACUCCAGUAGCAAAGACUCCCAAUCCUAUUAUUCCUACUUUCAUUCAAAAAAACUUAUUUUUUAGCGUUAAUUUCAUAUAA